AAGCAGAGGAAGAAGUGACGUCUGUCCGCAGCUGACGCGGGUGCGUGACGUCACCUGCGUAACGUCCAGAAUCACUAUGGCGGAAAGGUAGUGGCGACUCACACUUUGCCGGUAAUAUCGACAUCGGAUAGCAGAUAUCUGAACGAUUCACCAUUCUUCGUUCCCGGCUCACGCGCAAACAUCCCAUUUCCUCGUGCACUCUCUCUGAUCUUCGUGGAACGGACGCAAACAUGCCUAAUAUCAAGAUUUUCAGCGGCAGCUCCCACCAGGAUCUGUCUCAGAAGAUCGCGGACCGUCUCGGACUGGAGUUAGGAAAAGUAGUGACGAAAAAGUUUAGCAACCAAGAGACGUGUGUGGAGAUUGGAGAGAGUGUCCGUGGAGAGGAUGUGUACAUCGUCCAGAGCGGCUGUGGAGAAAUUAAUGAUAACCUUAUGGAGCUUCUGAUUAUGAUAAACGCCUGCAAAAUCGCAUCGGCCUCCCGAGUCACAGCGGUCAUCCCAUGCUUCCCUUACGCCCGGCAGGAUAAGAAGGACAAGAGUCGGGCGCCCAUUUCUGCCAAGCUGGUGGCAAAUAUGCUGUCUGUAUCUGGUGCCGACCACAUCAUUACCAUGGAUCUGCAUGCAUCUCAAAUACAGGGUUUCUUUGACAUUCCUGUGGACAACUUAUAUGCAGAGCCUGCCGUUUUGAAGUGGAUUAAGGAGAACAUCCCCGAGUGGAAGAACUGCACGAUCGUGUCUCCUGACGCUGGAGGAGCCAAGAGGGUGACCUCCAUUGCAGACAGGCUAAAUGUUGACUUUGCCCUGAUUCACAAAGAAAGGAAGAAGGCCAACGAGGUGGACCGCAUGGUUCUGGUGGGAGAUGUGAAAGACCGGGUGGCCAUAUUGGUGGAUGAUAUGGCAGACACCUGCGGCACCGUCUGCCACGCUGUUGAUAAGUUAAUAUCAGCAGGAGCGGUUAAAGUGUAUGCUAUCCUCACUCAUGGCAUCUUCUCUGGACCAGCCAUUUCACGCAUCAACAACGCCUGCUUUGAAGCCGUAGUUGUGACCAACACAAUUCCUCAGGAGGAGAAGAUGAAGCAUUGUCCCAAAAUACAGGUCAUCGACAUUUCCAUGAUCCUCGCCGAGGCCAUCCGCAGGACCCACAACGGCGAGUCCGUGUCGUAUCUGUUCAGCCACGUUCCUUUGUAAGGUCUUCACCGCGACUGAACGAGGAGCCGCUCCCUCCUUCAUCUGACCCAAAGACACUUGCCAGAGCUGCGGAUUCCAGCCAGCCUUCAUCAAGUCCUCCCUGAAAUGAGCUUCUGUUUUCACAGUCUGUUCUACUCACCAAAUCUCUGUUACAAUCCGUGACUGAAAGUUAGACGUUAGCUUAACCGGGGCCAGAACCAGUCACAACCUCAUUUAUUUAUUUGCAUCCAUUUGUAUUAAUUUCUGUGCUUUGAGAAAAGUAAAGUCACUUGAUGAAUGAACUGGUGGAGAAAUUACUUGAAGACACGCGUUCUUUUGAAUUUCAAGAUGUAGUUCUCUAGAUUAAAGCGGUUUUUAGCUUUGCAGCUCAACAUAGAUUCUUAACAAAAAUAGGUUUUAUUUCACUUUCCUGAUUUUGCUUUUCAAGG
Sinocyclocheilus anshuiensis is the source of this 1615-nucleotide messenger RNA. RefSeq names its product ribose-phosphate pyrophosphokinase 1. NCBI's taxonomy places the organism in Eukaryota, Metazoa, Chordata, Actinopteri, Cypriniformes, Cyprinidae. Gene Ontology annotation, biological process: 5-phosphoribose 1-diphosphate biosynthetic process; ribonucleoside monophosphate biosynthetic process; purine nucleotide biosynthetic process. Gene Ontology annotation, molecular function: ribose phosphate diphosphokinase activity; magnesium ion binding; ATP binding. The coding region runs from base 231 to 1187 and encodes 318 amino acids. The transcript is spliced from 7 exons. Gene Ontology annotation, cellular component: ribose phosphate diphosphokinase complex; cytoplasm. The record is from RefSeq and is a predicted model, not a curated record.